Messenger RNA from Parnassius apollo (apollo), 330 nucleotides. The record is from the annotation of a GenBank genome assembly. NCBI's taxonomy places the organism in Eukaryota, Metazoa, Arthropoda, Insecta, Lepidoptera, Papilionidae.
AUGGUAAGUAGAACGGGCCCAAUACCGAAUCAGGCCGAUACAAUCGCUUCCUGGCGCAGCCUGUGGUCAGAGCCCGUAAACCACAACGAAGGCCUUUGGACGGAAGUUGUAGCGAGUCAGUGUGCGAGUAUUACACCCAUGGACCCCGUAAUCAUAACGCCGGACGACGUAGCUGAGGCGCUCCGUAGGGCCCCGAACUGGAAUAGUCCGGGGCUUGAUGGAUUGCACGUUGCAAUUGUCACGCUGUGCUCGCCCGACAGUUUCAAGAGGCUCUCAACCAGAAUCGCUCCCGAGCCUCUUCACUACUGGGAUCACUCUUUUGGUUCCUAA